Messenger RNA from Balearica regulorum gibbericeps (East African grey crowned-crane), 1129 nucleotides. NCBI's taxonomy places the organism in Eukaryota, Metazoa, Chordata, Aves, Gruiformes, Gruidae. The record is from RefSeq and is a predicted model, not a curated record.
AGGGAUCCCUCCUUUGGUGCUGGCAGACCAGUGAGCCCUUUAAGUACGCUCCAGCAGUGGUCACACAGAACUGACAAACUUGGACUGGAGGAGGGAAGAUGAUGUCCUUGGAUGGACUGCCCAAGACAAUCAGUAACCCGAUCAUUCCAUAUGUUGGGACGAUACUUGAUGAACUUGUUCCUGGAGAGCUGAUUGUGAUACAUGGGACUGUUCCAGAUGAUGCAGACAGGUUCCAGGUGGAUUUGCAGUGUGGCAACAGUGUAAAGCCUCGAGCUGACGUGGCAUUUCAUUUCAACCCCCGCUUCAAAAGGUCUGGCUGCAUUGUUUGCAACACACUGGAGAGGGAAAAAUGGGGCUGGGAGGAGAUUACUUAUGAGAUGCCCUUUCAAAAAGGGAAGUCAUUUGAGAUUGUCAUCAUGAUUUUAAAGGAUAAAUUCCAGGUGUCUGUAAACAAGAAGCACUUGCUGCUCUACAACCACAGAAUUAGUCUUGAAAAAAUAAAUACUCUUGGAAUAUAUGGCAAAGUGCAGAUCAAAACUAUAGAAUUUGUUUCUAAAGGGGAAAUGCCAGAUGGUUCAGAAUUUGGAGUUCCUUAUGUUGGGAAACUUGAUACUGCACUUCAUCCAGGACGCGCAGUUGCCAUUAAAGGAGAAGUGAAUAAAAAACCAAAGAGCUUUGUGAUAAAUCUGAAAUCAAGUGACUCAAAGGACAUUGCAUUACAUCUGAAUCCCCGAGUGAAAAAUAAAGUUUUUGUAAGAAACUCAUACCUUUGUGACAGCUGGGGAGAAGAAGAAAAGGAAGUUGACGAUUUCCCUUUCAGUCCAGGGAUGUACUUUGAGCUGAUCAUUUUUUGUGACACCCACCAGUUCAAAGUUGCUGUUAAUGGUGUUCACAUUCUGGAAUACAAGCAUCGUUUUAAACAGCUUGAAAAGAUCAACGAAUUGGAAAUCACAGGAGAUAUUCAAUUGUUAGAUGUGAGGAGCUGGUAGUUCUUUUUGAUCGCUAUUACAAGAAUUAAACCUCUUCUAAUGAGAGUGCCUCCUUGUCAAAUAAAUACAAACAGGUGCUGGCUCGUGCUGAGCUUGCCUUUAUCUAUCUAGGCUUCUGCAUCUGCCUCUCUGAGUUAGGG